CUCGGCCCGGGUGGCGGGAAGGAAAUGCGCCAGCUGCGCUGUGCUACGUCCGAUCUUCGUUCCUUUUCGUAACCGGAACUGUGGCGGCAAUAUUGUCCAUCUGCUCCUGCUUCGGGAAGGGCUGCAAACUGCUUGAAUUUUGUUUCCUUUUCCUUCCUCCGCUCUUCCCGGAAGGUGAAAGGUCGAAGCGUGAAUAGACCCAUCUCCAGGACCCCAAAUCCCUGGCCACACGGGCGCCAUUACUCUCCGGACUCAUUUGUUAAAGCUCUUUUUGGGGUACGCCUGUGUGGAUGGUUAUCCCCAAAGUGAAGAAGCCUUGGCUCUGAAGCGUGCUUCUCAGGGUUAGGGGAUGCCGCAACCCAGCCUCUUGAUGCAGUGUGAAUCCAGUUCAAGGGAAGAAGAGAUCCCGUCCCUCUUUUGGGGUUUGGAUCCUGUGUUUCUAGCCUUUGCAAAACUCUACAUCAGAGAUAUCCUGGAGAUGAAGGAAUCCCAGCAAGUGCCAGGUAUAUAUAUUUACAACGGCCAUCCAAUAAGACGGGUGGAUAUCAUGGGAACUGUCGUUGGCGUGAGAGAAAAGGAUGCUUUAUACAGCUAUGCAGUGGAUGACGCCACUGGAGUUAUAAACUGCACCUGCUGGAAAAGGUUGAGCAGUACCGAGUCUCCACCAGACCCAGCUGCUCCAAGCACUGCAAGAGAGCUAAGCAUGACCUCACAGCUUAAGAAACUGCAGGAGACCAUUGAGCAGAAAACCAAGAUAGAAAUUGGGGACGUUAUCCGUGUCAGAGGCUAUGUGCGCAUGUUCAGAGAACAGCGAGAAAUCAGUGCCACCCUUUACUAUAAGGUGGACGAUCCAGUGUGGAAUAUUCAGACUGCGAGGAUGCUCGAGCUGCCAGUGCUCUACAGGAGAGUGUAUGACCAGCCCUUCCGCAGCCCAGCCCUAACGGAGGAAGAGCCACCGGACAAGACAGGCACUUUGGAUCUCGCCGGCCUCACGUCUUUGUUGAGUGAGAAAAUCAAAGAAUUCCUCCAGGAGAAGAAAGUGCAAACCUUCUACCAGCAGGACUUGGAAAUGGUGGAGUCCUUGCAGUCCCUGGCCAGCCAGCCUGUGGUUCACAGCACCUGCUCAGACAAAGUGGAACCAAAGACCAGCACCACUUCCAGUACAGUCCACAGUGUGUUUAAGAAUGCUCUGCAGCUGCUGGGAGACAAGGGAUUCGUGUUCCAGAGAGAUGGCGGCCCUCAGAAGCCGUACUAUGUAACCAGCAAGGACAAAGACCUGCACCAAAGGAUCUACAAGAUUGUUAAGGAAGAGUGCCAGAAACCAAAUCACGUGGAGAAGGGCUGCCAUCUGAUGCAUGUCCUGAACUGCGUGCGCCUGAACCUGCGCUGGGACCUGAGCAAGGCUGUGCUGCGACAGGUGCUGGAGCUCCUGGAGGACCAGAGUGACAUCGUGAGCACAGGAGCUCAGUACUACACGGCCUUCUGAGGAGAGCUGCAGAGCAAAGAUGGUAGCCUUACCCCAGGCUCUGUCACAGCCAUUGCACAGGGACUUAUGUAUAUUUAAUCUCAUAUUAAAUUCCAAUAUAGUCACUAGGAAAAUGGGAUUUGACUUCCUUCUACUUGCUGUGUCCCUGAGAUAGAUGGCUUUGAUAUCAGCUAUGACACACACAAACCUUCCUUGUCACUUCCUGGCUGGACUGAGUGUCACUCAGAACAGAAUGGGAGUAAGCAGUGCUGCUGGCUCAGUCACUGUGUGUGAACUCAGGGACCCUAUCUUGCUGGAGGGACGUCCACGGUAAAGGCUCCUGCACGCCUGGAACUGGAGAGGCAAUGGCCAGACAGCAUUGUUGGAAAGCGUUUUCAGACUCCAGGCUACCAGAUACAUUUCCAUCUGGCUCCCCUGAUGUGUUAAAAGCAGACGUAGGGGCAUAGUCUCCUGGAGUGAUUGACAUUUGCCUCUGGUUCCUGAGGUUCCACACUGGCAGUGAGGCCCAAGACCUGGGCUGCUGAGGUUUUCAGAUCUGCCUUGAACAGGAAAACCAUCUGGGGCAUGGCGUGGCCUUUUAAUUCUUUCCCUUAUGACUUGAAAGUUGUCUCCAAACAUUUGCCUGCACUCUAAGAGGUGCACAGCUAAAUGUGUGGUCCCUUGGUGCCCCUGAAGAUGGCAGAGGCUGUCAGCUAGCCGUCUAGCUGGUGGUGGUGUUUUCAGGAUUGCUGCUGAGUGUGCAGGAUUUGCCAUGCAGACGGAGGCUCGGGAUGUGCCCAGACAGGUGACGGAGUCGUGCUUAGGCUCAGAAUGACAAGGUAGAGAAAACAUCUGAAUUAUGUAGUAGGCUUGUUCUAAC
Molecule: messenger RNA, 2345 nt
Organism: Chionomys nivalis (European snow vole)
Lineage: Eukaryota; Metazoa; Chordata; Mammalia; Rodentia; Cricetidae
Gene: Stn1
Product: STN1 subunit of CST complex
Exons: 10
Coding region: 350-1486 (378 amino acids)
Biological process (GO): nucleotide-excision repair; double-strand break repair via homologous recombination; DNA replication
Cellular component (GO): CST complex; chromosome, telomeric region; DNA replication factor A complex
Molecular function (GO): single-stranded telomeric DNA binding
Source: RefSeq, a predicted model, not a curated record